Messenger RNA from Tribolium madens (black flour beetle), 686 nucleotides. Its product is annotated as cuticle protein CP14.6-like. The record is from RefSeq and is a predicted model, not a curated record. Gene Ontology annotation, cellular component: chitin-based extracellular matrix. The transcript has 3 exons. Bases 128 to 628 code for a protein of 166 amino acids. Gene Ontology annotation, molecular function: structural constituent of chitin-based larval cuticle. Lineage: Eukaryota; Metazoa; Arthropoda; Insecta; Coleoptera; Tenebrionidae.
UUCUUGUGAAACGCUCUGAAAAAGAAAUGUAUCAUCCGAAAACACACAAAACACCUCUCAUUUGCGAUGCUAUAAAAGCGAAAGGAUUCACCAAAUCGGCAUCAUUUGCUUGAUAAAACGCCACAGAAUGAAACUGCUUGUCUUCACCGCGUUGGUGUGCGCCGCCGCCGCAGCUGGGCGCUUGGAUAACAAUUACGUGCAAGGGCAAGUCCGCACCGGCCCCACGCCGCCGCCCCCGGCCAUCCUCAGACUCAACAACGACAAUAGGGGCGACGGCCGCUACAAGUUCGAUUUCGAGACUGAGAACCAGAUCACCCAGCAGGAAAUCGGUGAAGUGAAAAAUCCAGGAACCGACCAGGAAUUUAACGUAAUCCAGGGCUCUUACUCCUACACCGGCCCUGAUGGAGUGAUUUACACCGUGAAUUACAUUGCGGAUGAGAAUGGGUUUAGAGCUUCGGGGGAUCACAUACCGACUGCGGCGCCAGUUCCUGCUGAAAUUGCUGAAGCCGUGCAGCAAAAUGCUGCUGAAGAAGCGCAAGGACACGUUGAUGACGGCCAAUACAGACCUGAACCGGAACAAGAGCCACCACGGGGCUUCAAAGCACAAAAUAAUUACAAGCGUUAUUAAGUUUUAAGUUAGAUAGAUAUUUAUUGACACAAUAAAGUCUCCAAAGAUGUACACGAAA